AUGGGGGCCCCUCGUAUGGGUACCCAGGGAGAAGAGGGGUCCCCUGGGGGCCCCCAUGGGGGCCCCCAGGGGGGCCCCCAUGGGGGCCCCUCUGCAGACGCAGCGGCAGAUCCUGUUGAGGCGUUUCUAUCUGAGGUGGCUCAGCUGCUGCUGCGGGGCCCCCAUAGUGCAGCAGCAGCAGCAGCAGCAGCAAAAGGGGUAUGGGAUUACGACUUGGGGGGCCUCCUCUCAGACUUCCUUCGCUUAACUGAAGAGGGCCUCAUAGAGAUGGAAAACCAAACCCUGCAGCAGUUCGAUGCUGCUCCUUGUCUUCUCCUGCCAGAGGCCCCCCCAGCGCUAACGAGAGAGGGGCCCCCGGGGCCCCAGGGGCCCCGGGCCCCCGACCUGGUGCUGCUGCCUGCAGUUCUGAGGGGAUCAGCAGCAGCAGCAGCAGCAGCAACAGCAGCAGCAACAGCAGCAACAGCAGCAGCAAAGGGGCAGCGAGAUCAUGCGGAGGCUGCAGGUCCCUUAGAGGGGCCCCCAGGGGCUCCUCCCGUUCGUACAGCAGAUGCAGCAGCAGCAGCAGCAGCAGGUGAAGCAGCAGCAGCAGGAACACCAGCAGCAGCAGCAGCAGCAGCAGCAGCAGAUCCCGAUGAAGACGCAAGAGCUACAUACAACGACCUGCAGGGCCUACGGGUAACUAGCUUGAAGGUGCACAGGGAGACAGGGGGCCUCCUCGUCAGUUCUUCUGAUGCAGCAGCCUACAGCGCGUUGGCUCAGGGGGGCCCCUCCUCUCGCGACAAGGGGGGCCCCCUUGGUGUUGGGGGCCCCCGGGGGCUUGGGGGCCCCCAUGGGGUUGGGGGGCCCCCCGCGCUGCUGGCGCUGCCUGCUGCUGAACAGGGUGCAGCAGACACCUGGGAGGAGUACCCAGACUUCUUUGCAGCAGCAGAUGAGGGGCCCCCCGCACACCAGCACAUUCAGGGGCCCCCCGAUGCUCUGCCUGCUGCAGCUGCUGCAGCACCUGCUGCUGCACCUGCUGCUGCAGCUGCUGCAGCAGCUAAAGGUUCUGCUGCGGGGCCCCCAUCUCCUCCGCCGCCUGAAGCCCCUGACUCCUGGGUUCAGGAGCUCUUGCGUGAGGGCAAGGGGGGCCCCCUUGGGGGCCCCCUUGGGGGCCCCUUUGGGGGGCCUCUUGGGGGGCCCCCAGGGGGCCCCCAAGGAGUAUUAUUUUCUUCUUCGUCUCGACAUGCUGCUGAGGUGUCUGCGGCAUUGGGCCUCCCUGAAGGGGUACAGCCAGCAGACGCAGGAGGGGCCCCUGGGGGCCCCCCACCCCACCGCCUCGCCUUUCUGAGCUUUCUAUAUGGGGCCCCCCUGGGGGCCCCCCUCUCUGCGCAUGCAAUAGGAGAAUUCCUGGGGGCCCUCUCUCUCUCUGCAAGGGUACAGCUCGAGCUGCUACUAACAAAACACACAAUAACAACGAGCCAAAGCAAAGUGGGAGGGGGGCCCCCAGGGGGCCUCACCGCCUCUGCCUUGCAGCAGCUGCUGCAGCGCUCCUCAGGCAGCAGCAGCACGGGGGGCCCCGGGGGCCCCCAGGGGCCCCCGGGGCCCCUGGGUACUGAGGAGGCCCCCAGGCGGAGGCCUCGCGACUUUCUGAUGAACCUGCCGAGCAGCUGCGAACAACCCAAAGAGAAUAGGGGCCCCGGGGGGGGCCCCCCUUGCAGGGCCCCCCCCGCAAGCAUCUUGGGGGCCCCCCUCGGCGACCCCUUGCUGCAUACCCCUGGGGGCCCCCUGCUGGUGCAUAGGGCCUCCACCCGCGAGGGUCAGGAGGCCCUCCUGAGGGGCCUCUGGUCUUUGCCGCAGCAGCAGCAGCAGCAGCAGCAGCAGAACCAGGGGGGCCCCCCUGCAGGCGGGGGGGCCCCCUCGGGGGCCCCCGCGGGGGCCCCAGGGUACAGCACGCUACCUGGGUACCCACCCGUAAGACUGCCGGGGGCCCCCCAUCGGCGGCUCCUCAGGAAGCUCUUUUGGCCCCCUCUCAACCAGCAGCAGCAGCAGCAGCAGCAGCAGCAGCAAGAACCAGGGGGGCCCCCCUGCAGGCGGGGGGGCCCCCUCGGGGGCCCCCGCGGGGGCCCCCAGCAGCAGCAGCAGCAGCAGCAGCAGCAGCAGCGGCUGCAGUGGUUGCACCGGUGGCAGUGGGCAGAUGAUUUGCUGCUGCUGCGGCUGAGGGAGUGCCUCGCAGCAAGAAGACAAGCCCUGAAGAUGCAGGCACGCUAA
Eimeria mitis is the source of this 2247-nucleotide messenger RNA. RefSeq lists its product as uncharacterized. NCBI's taxonomy places the organism in Eukaryota, Apicomplexa, Conoidasida, Eucoccidiorida, Eimeriidae. The record is from RefSeq and is a predicted model, not a curated record.